This is a messenger RNA of Saccoglossus kowalevskii, 1590 nucleotides long. RefSeq names its product 2',3'-cyclic-nucleotide 3'-phosphodiesterase-like. Lineage: Eukaryota; Metazoa; Hemichordata; Enteropneusta; Harrimaniidae. Gene Ontology annotation, biological process: cyclic nucleotide catabolic process. Gene Ontology annotation, cellular component: cytoplasm; membrane. Gene Ontology annotation, molecular function: 2',3'-cyclic-nucleotide 3'-phosphodiesterase activity. The record is from RefSeq and is a predicted model, not a curated record.
AUGGGACCCGACCAGCUUGUGUCUCUAACUAUAAAAACUGCUGUUGUCACCACAGUUGCAACACUGGCUGCAGCAUAUGUUGUUUUUAAUGUACUGCCAAACAUGAAAUCGUGGUACUAUGGCAGGGGUAGGAAACCAAGGAGAAGCGUAGAUUCAUCAGAGGUGGAUGGCAAGCCCCGAAUCAAAGCAGCUUCCCCUGCUGUAAAAACAUGUACAUCAUAUUCAUCAGUGGAUGAAUUUCAUUCGGAAGCCGCAGCCUGUAAUGCCGACCUCACCAUGAAUACAGACCCGUGCCUCAACUACUCAUUUUUAAGGGACCCUAAAACCAUUGCACAUAUAAAGCAGUCGAAAGUAAUGUUCAUCAUGAGAGGAUUGCCGGGAAGUGGUAAAUCAGUCAUUGCUGACGUCAUCAGAGAAACUUACUUGAAUUCUAUUAUAUGUUCUGCUGAUGAUUUUCGCAUGGUGGACGGACAAUACGUCUUUGUACAAGCAGACUUGCAAGCUGUUCAUGAAAAAUGUCAGGCCUGUGCCAAAGAUGCAUGUGAGAAAGGAAUUAAUGUUGUCAUCAUUGAUAAUACCAAUGUACGUAGCUGGGAAAUGAAGUUCUAUGUAUCUUUAGCUAAUCAAGCUAACUAUACAGUCGUCUUAGUGGAACCAAAAACUGCUUGGCGAUUUAACGCACUUGAGCUUGCCAUGAAAAACAAACACAAUGUAUCGAUUGAUGUUCUACAGAAGAAGGUUAUCAGCUUUGAACAUGUGAUGCCGCAGUUCUUUGGUUGGUUUCUGAAUUAUCAAGACUCUGCAAGAAUAAGGGACAUUAGUAGGAAGUUCUACCAUGAGCUGCAGCACAUUCCAGAGUUCAGAGAACAGUUCAAGAUGUGUGUUGUUGGAGAUCCCAAUGCAAGGUUAAAUUUUGACGAUUACUUUUCCUCUGAGACCUUCAGCACUGGUUCGCACAUGCUGCAUUGUACUGCGAUGUUUUGCGGCAGGGGCAAGGUUCCCGAGAGUUACGAGUACGCUAACAAAGAUGUUGUGCGAAAAUCAAUUGGUAAAGCAUUCACUCUUCACUUCAUUGGUUUCUUCAUCACUUCGAGGACAUUUGGUGUGAGGAUCAAACUUACGCCCCAAGAAAUUACACUUUGGGGACAAGAAGAUAAACUGGAAAUUGCUAAUAGGAAAGAAGCGCAAAUUGCUCUACAGAUGAAAGCAAGAGGCUGGAGGCCUCGUCAAGGUGGUGUUGCUAAUAGCAACAGUACAGAGUUUGAUGACCUUUGUGAUUCCUCAGAUAGCGACUCGAUUGAUAUGGAACAAUACAACAGCAGCCUAGUGUUAAAUUAUCGUCCAACAAGUGGUGUUGGUAGCCGUGCACAUAUGACACUAGGAUGUGCUGCUGGUGUCAGUGCUGUACAAACAGGUCUGGACUUAGUGAACAUUAUACAGCUUGAGAAAAAAGCAGCUGAGACGAGGGACACUGAUGUUACACAGAUUAAUCUGGAUGGUGCAACACUGCGUUGCUAUGACAACAAAGCCUGGGUGGUGUAUCUGAAUGAGAUGAUAUCUGCUGAUACACUUUUCACUGGAUUCUAUUAA